Molecule: messenger RNA, 1455 nt
Organism: Rotaria sp. Silwood2
Lineage: Eukaryota; Metazoa; Rotifera; Eurotatoria; Philodinida; Philodinidae
Source: the annotation of a GenBank genome assembly
AUGACAACUACUAUGAAAAAUUUUCCGUUAUUAAAUGAAAUUGAUGAACAAAGCGAUUUAGAUAAUAUUGAUUGGAACAUAAAUGCUUUUCAAACAUUACUCACGUCUAAUUUACCGAUGACAACAAUAUUUUAUUAUGCUAUUGAUGUUGGUUUUCGACGAUUAGAAAGUAGUUUAUAUGAAACUUAUUGGGAUGUUACAGCUGAUGCUUUGAAUGAUUUAUCUGAUUUUUUGUUUAAUACACCAUCUAGUUAUGAUAUAGAUCCAUAUUUAAUUGAAGCAAAAUGUCAAUUAUUAAUGUAUGCAUCGAUUGCAAUUAUUAAACUACAUACACUCAGACGUCGAUCAAUAAAUGAAGCUAAAAUGUCCUGUGCAACAAUAUGUUUAUUAUUAUUAGAACAAAGUAAAUCCUACGAAACUCUAUUAAUCAAAAAUCAAUAUUCAUCUUGUAUUCAUUCAAUGCGUCUACGAUAUUUAAAACGAAUGUUUAUUAUUGGACAAUGGUUAUCAACUUUAUCAAAAGCACAAUUAAAUGAUAUCCAAUCAAAUCAUGAACAAUAUGUUGAAACUAUGAUUGAUCAUUUAUUUCGAGCUGUAUCUUUAAGAGAUAAAAUUAAUGGAUUUAUUGAUAAUUGUUUACUAAGUAAUAGUAAUAGUGGAAAUGAUUUUCCUGAUAAUGAAACAACAUCAAGUGGUUUUGUAUUUAUUCGACGUUUUCCAAAAUUUAAUGGAAAAACUAUUGAAAAACAUAGUGAUCUUAUGCAUAUGGGACUUGUUAAUACAUUAAAUCAAUUCGCUCUUAAAUUUGAAGGCAAGGGUUUUCAUAGAAGACUUACUAUUCUCGAUAUGAUAACAAAAGAAAUCAAAUCUAUAUUUUGUCAUCCAGCUAUAUGUGAACGACUUGCUUCAAUGCUUAAUUAUUUUUUACAACAUCUAGUUGGACCUAAACGACGGAAUUUAAAAGUACGUGAUUUAAAUGAAUAUUUAUUUGAUCCGCCAAAACUUGUGGCUAAAGUAACAGAUAUUUAUUUAAAUUUUUCUGAAUAUAAUCAAUUUUGUGCAGCUGUUUCAAAUGAUGGAAUGUCAUACAAUGAACAACUUUUUCCGCAAGCUGUCGAAGUACUUCAACGAAUAAAAUAUCCGUCUGAAAGAAUCGAUGAAUUUUUACAACUUGGUGAACAUAUUAAAAAAAUUGCUGCUGAACAAAAAGAAGAAGAUGCUGCAUAUGAUGACGCACCUGAUGAAUAUCUCGAUCCGAUUACGAGUAUAUUAAUGAGUGAUCCUGUUAUGUUACCAAGUUCUCGAACAAUACUUGAUCGUACAACAAUUGCACGACAUCUUCUUAGUGAUCAAACUGAUCCAUUUAAUCGAAAUCCAUUACGUAUGCAAGAUGUGAUACCACAGAAUGAAUUAAAACAAACAAUUGAACAAUGGAAAGCUUCCCGACGUGAAUAA